Molecule: messenger RNA, 2101 nt
Organism: Doryrhamphus excisus (bluestripe pipefish)
Lineage: Eukaryota; Metazoa; Chordata; Actinopteri; Syngnathiformes; Syngnathidae
Gene: wnt7ab
Product: wingless-type MMTV integration site family, member 7Ab
Biological process (GO): canonical Wnt signaling pathway; neuron differentiation; cell fate commitment
Cellular component (GO): extracellular region
Molecular function (GO): cytokine activity; frizzled binding
Source: RefSeq, a predicted model, not a curated record
UGAGAAGCGGACCAUCGCACCUUCUGAGAGUUACCUGCGUGGUGACGUCAUCCUCGCAAUGACAACAGGGUCCGGCGACCAGGGGGCCACCUAAAAGGAAUUUGGCUCGACCUGGCAAUUUAUAAAGAAGUGGGGAGGGAAGGUUUUUUUUUUUUUGAAUGUUUUUCUUGCUUGUGGAGUUUCCUUUGGAGUUACCUGAGCUGUGAUCGAUCGGGGAAAUAAGCGUAUUGAGUUCUUCCUCAGCUGCAACUACUGGUUGCAUGACAGUGAGGCCGAGAUGAGUCGGAGAACACGACGUUGGAUUUUAAGAGUUUUACUUUGUUUGGGGAUUGUUUACUUGAAAAUUGGUGGCUUCUCCUCGGUGGUGGCCCUUGGAGCGAGUAUUAUCUGUAACAAAAUCCCCGGUUUGGCCCCCAGACAGCGGACUAUUUGCCAGAGUCGCCCGGAUGCCAUUAUCGUCAUCGGAGAGGGCGCGCAAAUGGGCAUCAACGAGUGUCAGUUCCAGUUCAAAAACGGGCGCUGGAACUGCUCGGCCCUGGGCGAGAGGACCGUCUUCGGAAAAGAGUUGAAAGUGGGAAGUAAAGAAGCGGCCUUUACAUACGCCAUCAUUGCGGCCGGGGUGGCCCACGCCAUCACCGCUGCCUGCACGCAGGGUAACCUGAGCGACUGCAGCUGCGACAAAGAGAAGCAAGGUUUCUACAGCAGGGACCAAGGCUGGAAAUGGGGAGGCUGCUCGGCGGACAUCAGCUACGGACUCAGCUUCUCCAAAGUAUUUAUCGACGCCCGGGAGGUUAAACAGAACGCCAGGACGCUCAUGAACCUCCAUAAUAACGAGGUGGGACGCAAGGUCCUUGAGAAGAACAUGCGACUGGAAUGCAAAUGUCAUGGAGUGUCGGGCUCCUGCACCACAAAAACCUGCUGGACUACACUUCCCAAGUUCCGCGAGCUGGGUUACAUUCUCAAGGAGAAAUAUUCCCAGGCGCUGCACGUGGAACCGGUGAAAGCCAGCCGCAACAAGCGGCCUAAAUUCCUAAAGAUCAAGAAGCCAUACUCCUACCGGAAGCCCAUGGAUACAGACUUGGUGUACAUAGACAAGUCGCCAAACUACUGCGAGGCGGACGCUGUGACGGGCAGCCUGGGGACGCAAGGGCGGGUGUGCAACAAGACUAUGAUGCAGCACAUCAGCGGCUGCGACUUGAUGUGCUGCGGCCGCGGUUACAACACACACCAGUACUCUCGAGUGUGGCAGUGCAACUGCAAGUUUUUGUGGUGCUGCUACGUGAAGUGCAACACGUGCAGCGAAAGGACAGAGGUGUACACGUGCAAAUGAGAAUAUUUAUUGGACGGUGCCGGUGUGUGAAUGCGUGUGUGGUUUUUUUUCGUCAUAGUCACGGACAAACUGGAUCCAUGCUGCACAAGGAGCUACUACUGAGACGUACGUCGGAUAUGUCGGAAGACUUGAAGCUACAUGGAAUACGGGAUGGCUGUGCCGUUCACAUUGCUGUCUGUCACAUAGGGAAUGACUCAGCCAUGUGGAAUAUUUAACAUACUGUGUUUUAGAGAAUGGAGAUCAUUAAUAUUAAUUUAUUUGAUAAGAACUACUGAUUUUGUUUGUUAUGGGUCAAAAAAAAAUAACUAAAUGUUGGGAGGGCUUAGUUUAUCAAAGGGAUCAGAAACUGUUAACACGGUGGAUUUAUUCACUCCGCCUGCUGUUUAACUGGUGUCGGCUCCUCAUAUUAACUUGUGACCCGCUUAUGUCUUCCCUUUUUUUUUGUUGCUGCUAGUCCCGAGAAUUCCCAUUUGUUUAGGUCCAAGCUUCCAAAACACUGGCACAUUUUCCAUUUUUUGGUAAAUAUUGGUUCAUAGAGUAUAUUUUGUAAGAGCCUAUUUUUGUAUGGAUGUCUUAUUUAUAUCUGUUGCAUAAUAUUCAAUGUUAAGGUCUGACAAGUGUCUGUAAAAAAAAAAAAAAAAAAGGCUGAUAUGUUAGAUGCCCCCCCCUCUGCUGUCAAGUCACUGCCAUGGUUGUGUAGUGUGAGUAAUAGAAGCUGUUCUAUGUCUGUUGUUUACUGCAUUUCAUGACUACUACUGAUGGAAUACAGGA